Molecule: messenger RNA, 10380 nt
Organism: Procambarus clarkii (red swamp crayfish)
Lineage: Eukaryota; Metazoa; Arthropoda; Malacostraca; Decapoda; Cambaridae
Source: RefSeq, a predicted model, not a curated record
GAUGUUGCAGUGCGGGAGCAGCCGGCAGUGUCUUCCUCCUGACACAAACAUAAGUUCUUACCACCGAUUGUGAGGCCGCCUCGAACGUCCGUAAUAUCUGGCGGUAGAUCGCGACCUGGACGCUCGAGAGCCAAGACCAUGCUGGGAGAAGAUACAUAGUGUAUACCUGCAGUAGUACGCGGCGGUGUAUGGUGUGUGAGUGAUGGAGGCCGCGGCGGGGCAGAUGGACUGAAGCCAGAGCCACACACCUUCGGAGUCUGGUCCUGGAGCCAUCGAUAUUUGGUCUCAUAUAUGAGUAACACACAAUGUUAAGAUGACCGUCGACAGUGGUGGUGGAGGUAUGGGUGGCGGCUGCGACACCGUCGUGGACACCGAGGCUCACGAGAAGGAGAUGCAUGCACGCCUCAUAAACUACCACACAUCCUUCAGCUCGCAAGACAGCAACCAUGCGAGCGCCUCCAUUACAGGAUGGUUCAAGCAGUCUCAAGAACCUAGUACAGUACCUGAAGAUUUAGCUGUGGAUGACCCAGACAGUCUUACAACACUAUGGCCAGAUGACCCUGACUCUGGUCACCCUUUUACAAGGGCCGCGCUCCAAGGGGAUGUCAACACCAUCAAAGAAUAUGUGGCUCGUCAGACCUUUGAUCCAACUUCUAAGAAAUCCCAGCAUGCUUUGUUGGUUGCUUGCCGCACUGGAAAUGUGGAACUCACACAGGUGCUGCUUCAAGCAGGCGUUGAUGUUCACUGCAAGGAUGCCAAGUCUGGGUGGCAGCCUAUACAUAUUGCCACAUACCGUGAUCAUGUCGCUGUGGUGGAAGCCCUGGCUAUGCAUGGCGAGUGGCGGAGAGGUGUGGCUCUGGUCAGAUUUCGUGGCAUUACCUGUAAUCUCCUGCACCUAGCGGCUAACUUUGGAUGUCUGGCAGUCCUCCGCUACCUCCUCUCCCACACCGUUCGCCUAGGGCUCCAGAUAGAAGUUCGGGAUGCUGCACAUUGGACCGCUCUCCACCAUGCUGCUUUUGAGGGUCGUCUUCAAGCUGUCACUCUCCUCCUGCAGGCUGGUGCUGAUGUCAAUACUGCUGAUCCUCAUGGAGUAACAGCACUGCAUGUGGCUGCAUAUCGUGAUCACAUGACAAUAGUUCGCUUUCUGAUGACAAGAGGAGCCAAUCCAAAGAUGAUCGUCAAGUCCCCAACUUCUGGACUGUGCCGUACUGAACGAGGCUUGGAAAGGGUCGAACCUAUAAUUAAGUUUCAUGCUGGUUCCACACUUCUUCACUGGGCAGCAGCUAAGGGUUAUGAUGACCUGGUCGCUGAUCUUCUGGCUCGAGGGCUCACAGUUGACGCUGGAGAUCGUCUUGGUCGCACUCCCUUGGGGUUGGCUAUGUGGUCAGGACACACAAGUAUUGUCAACACAUUACUACAAGAGAAGGUCGUCUUAUCUGAGGAUGAUAAGGACUGGCGCUCCAUAGUACGAGAAGAAGUGGGGUUGAGUAUUGUAAGAGUAAUAGAGGAGACUGCCGUUUGUGGAUUGGAUACCUGCCGCUCCGAUGGUUUUACCCUUCUCCAUUUGGCUGCCCAGCAUGGUUAUCCCAAUAUGAUGCACAGACUACUCUCCCUUAAAUUGUCGCCAGAUAUGAAGAACAACCAUGGUGAAACACCGCUCUUUGUAGCCAUCCGCAGUAACCAGCUGGCAUGUGUGCAGCAGCUGAUCAAUGCUGGCACACGUCUGAGCCUGGUGGACAAUCGUGGUGGCACUGCUCUACACAUGGCUGCCAAAAAUGGGAAUGUCACCGUUAUUGACAUGCUCUUGACCACCUCUGAGUUGGAAGAACGAGAUGUCGACAUAAAUCGAUGUGACAACAUAGGCUAUACGCCAAUAUAUUAUGCUAUCAAUGCCAGCAGGUAUGACAUUGUGCAGAGAUUUUUGGAAUACAGCUUGGUGCGUAAAGUUCAUGUCAAGGCAACCAAUGGUGAAACACUGCUGCAGUUUUAUACAGAAAGAAAUAACCUAGGACAGUAUGACAAUGCUGUAGUAAGAGUGCUCGAGUGUGAAAAGCUCUUGCAUACAAACAAGCCCAGCGCAGAAAUGUGCCUCCGUGUGCAGCUGGGCACUACCGAGGCCAGCUCUAAGGCACGUUCACAACUACAAGCCAUGUAUGAAUCCACGAGAGCUCAACGCCACUGCUGGAACUUUUGGUUCUUUCUCUCAUGUUUUCUUCUGCCCUCUGUUUUUUACUAUCUGGAUGUGUACACGGAUAUUCUCCUGGCAGUAGAAUAUUACCAGGAUUACAUGCGCAACAUGAACCUCACAGAUUACUCUGGGGAAAACCAUACCCAAAAUGCAGAAGAAAUCGCCGCAUCAGAAGAGGAAUAUCGUCGAAAGUUUAUGGACAUCUUCGAUGACAUCACAGACUCCCAGUACAAGAUUAACUUUGUGUUGACCAUGUUCUUCAUCCUGCUCCCCAUCACUCUGCUGUCCAUGUGGAACCUCUAUAUCCACGUCACGCAGCCAGACAUCCUCCCAGUGUUCCGUCGCUUACCCAGUUUCCUUCGUGUGUCUGUGUAUACCUUCAUCUUCCUUACGCCCCUCGCACCCGUCAUGGCAUACCUGGAAAAUACCUACGCUCAGAUGAAACACAUGAAUGUGACUGCCAGACAGAUGCAAGAGAUCCUGGUAGCACGCUACUGCUUCAGUUUUUUGCUCUUGCCUCUAUUAUGUAAAAGAUUCUUACAGGUUGUGUCAAGAGCAAUAGCGUGUACACUCUUCACCCUUGCGUACACAUGGAAAGUGUUCGUGGUGCUUGGCAUCCACUUCAUUAUUGUGCUCGUUUUCAAAUUGAAGCUUGAGGAAAGCAGCAGCAGCACUCACGGCACCAGGAGCAAGCUGGGUCUGGAUGCGGACCUAAACACCAAGGACGUGAUCGACGACGCAUCGGUGGACAAGAGCGUGGAGUCUGUGUUGCCUGUACGUAAUUACAUAUGCUGUCACUGCUUCCUGGCAUACCUGCGACCCUAUUUUUAUGUCUUCCUGGGCACCAUCGCAUCAACUCUGGUGUAUUUCCGUCUGGAGCGACCGUCCGCCGUCAAGAAGCAGCUUUCUCGUCGACAUUCCACUGUUGUUAUCCAGGUGCUGUUUCUGAUACUGGCAUUCAUAGAGAACCUUGUGCUGCUGUCCCUGGGCAUCGUGGGCUUGGACAAGGUCAAAUACGACAACACUUUCAUCAUUAUCUCGGCUGUCUUGUGUGCCAUAAGUUACCUCACUGGAGUCAUACUUCAUGCAGUGUAUUACAGUUGUUUCGGCCACCCGUGGGUGGAUAUCAAUGGACCAACUGUUUCCCGAGAUCCAGAUGAGGGGACACUGGUCUUUGCCUAUUAUCGUCAGGGGCAGGUGUCCAAAUGGGCCAUCCACUCAUGCUGCACUGUCGUUCAUCAUAAUGAGCUCCCCACUGACAACAUCUACCGCCAGGACUUACAGAUCAAUGGGAAAGAACGACAAGUUAAGGAUUUGUAAAAAGUAGAUGGGAACAGAUCUUGGGUUAAGAAAGUGUGUGUUAUAAUUUGUUUCUCUGUGAAUUUUGUGAUAAAUCCCAUUGUUUGUAUCUGAAUAUGUGCUAUAUAAUUUAUUUUAAUUAUAGUUAAUUUUUAGUGAAAAUAGAGAAUACAAAGGAACAAUGAAAUAUGUGACAAUCUGAUGUUUCUGUUCGCACAAUGGCUCAGGUGGCAUGCCACCUAUGAUAACAGAGACAGACUUAGUUCCAGUUGUGUUUGUGUGACGAUGGUUACUUUGUUUAGUGAGAACAGCUAAAGGCUUUAUUGAAGUCUAGUCACAAGCUCUGUGUGUGUGUGUAUGAAUUUGCAGUAUUUUGUAAAUAUACUUUUAUCACUAAUUUUGGCCGAAUGUAUAUAUGUAUGCAAUUGAGAAAGCUAAUAUAUUUGACACUGUACAUAUAAGGUUGCCUUAGAGGUGAUUAGCAGUGUAGUUACUACGCCAGGGAGAAAGCUAGGCUACUUUUCUAAAGCCAUCCCAUCAAACAUACAACUGAACUACAACUUUAUUUUUACUAAUGAUACUUUGAUGCAGCAUUGUAACAAUGUAAUAUUGUUAAAAAAAUCCAUUGUAGUUACAUUGUGUGAGUGUGUAUAUGAUGGGCUUCUUCCUCUGUCUAAUCUUUUAUGUUCAGUUGCCCAUAUAUCAUGACUGGUAUUCCUGGCUUACUCAUGUACCUUAAGUCAUGAGAGCUUCUUGGAGUUGAAGCUCAUUUGCAAGGAUGCUUGCUUAACAUCUUCCUUAUUUAUUGAGAUUGUUAUUCUACAUCAAUAUGUGGAAAGGGGACAGCAACUUUGCAAAAUAAUAGUAAUAUAUUACUUAUUAAAAGUAUAUUAUUGGGUGUAAAAAAUUGUGAAUUGAGUAACCAGGGACAAGAUUCAUCAAGCAUGAACAAAUCUACAAGGGUCGUGAUGAGGGUUCGAAACUACAUCCGGGAUGAUCCCAGAUGCGCCUUAAUUGACUGCGCCAUGAUAUGGUCAAAAGAAUUGCAUCCUGGAUUGCUACUUGCCUUCACAAGGAUCCCACAGCUUCUCCGAAGCACAAACCGGGGUUUCACACAAUUCCUCCGUGCACCCAGGCUCUAUCGGUAAGAUGUUCUACCUCUUCACCCGUACACUAUUGUGAUUUCUGUGUGUAUUGAAGUAAGGGCGAAGAGGUAGAACAUCUUGUUGGCAGAGCCCAGGUACAUAGGGAAAUUGUGUGAAAACCCCGGUUUGUGCUUCAGAGAAGGUGCGGGAUCCUCGUGAGGGCAAGUAGCACUCCAGGUUGCAAUUCUUUUGACCAUAUCGUGGCACAGCCGAUUUAGGCGCGUCUGGGAUCAUCCCCCACAUAGGUUCGAACCAUCAUCACGGCCCUUGUGGAUUUGUUCAUUUGAUAUAUCACGUUAUUGUGAUUUCUGUGUGUAUUCAUCAAGCAUAUGUGCAUCCACUUAUAAACCCUGUACAUUUUCCUCAAUCAUGUUGGUAUUGUUUACAUUUAUUAAACAGAUUGAGAGCCUCAAAACAUCACAAUCCAAGGUGGUGGUCAUUAUAUAAACAACCUCGUAGUGCUUCAGAGCUCAUGAACUGUUUAAUAAAUAUAAACAAAGCUGCCAUGCUUGAGGAAUAUAUAGGUUUGGCAAGUGGUUGUGUAAAUACUUGAUGGAUGUUGGCCCUACUGCUUAAAUCAAUACUGUGUUUGUCAUUUGUGGAGUUUGUGUUUAUUUAUAUUUUCUUCAUUUUUGUAUACAGUACUUCAUCACUAAUUAUAUAUAUUGAGAGUGAGAUUAUUUCUUCAUCUGUGUGUGAAGUUUUCAGCCCUGCAUUAGUGAUAUUCUUGAAAAUGGCAUCAUUUGCAGGAUGAAUGCAGUUGUAACCUUAGGUCACAAACUAUCAGUGUUCAGGAAAGAGGUCACAUAUUAAUUAUAGCAUCAAGAACAAUACAAUGCCAUAACACUUUUUUUUCUACUCAUUCAAUUUUACUAGAAAUGGCAGUUCCAAAUAUCUAUAAUUUAAAAUUAUUAAGAGGUGCUGCACCGCAGGAUUGUUGCAGCUACAUGAAGCGCACACAGUGUUUGCAGCGGCAUGUUGCAAAACUUUGUAAUUACUGCUGCAUAUUACAAAUGUCAUGUGUAUAGAAGCUAUUGUAAACGUGCUUGCAGCCGUGUUGUAAGCAUCAUGUUUGCAGCUGUGAGUUGCAAGUGUCAUGUUUGCAGCUGUGAGUUGCAAGUGUCAUGUUUGCAGCUGUGAGUUGCAAGUGUCAUGUUUGCAGCUGUGAGUUGCAAGUGUCAUGUUUGCAGCCGUGAGUUGCAAGUGUCAUGUUUGCAGCCGUGAGUUGCAAGUGUCAUGUUUGCAGCCGUGAGUUGCAAGUGUCAUGUUUGCAGCCGUGAGUUGCAAGUGUCAUGUUUGCAGCUGUGAGUUGCAAGUGUCAUGUUUGCAGCUGUGAGUUGCAAGUGUCAUGUUUACACCAUUGUGGUAUCUGCAACAUGACUAUGACAUGGUUGCUGUGAUGCUGUCAUCUCUCACCCUUGUUCCUCCUCCAUCAUCAUCACUUACACAAGUCAUUCACUACAUACUGUAGCCAUUUUUGCAAUUGAUACUAUUACCGAAUUACUUGUGUCAAACCCUAAAUGAAUUUGAAUAAGAUUAAGGAGAUAACAGUUAGUAAAUUAAACAAUAGCCACUUGAGUUUUGAAGCCAAUACAAAUGCAUCUGAGCUUGGCCGAGGCCUGGUUUAUUGAACGUAUUAUACAGAGGAACUUUCUUGUUUUAAGAAGAAGUCUUAAUUUACUCAAAAUUUAGAUGAGCCAGCGGGUCUGACCAGUAGUUAGUUUCUUAAAUUAAAAUUGAGUGUCAUAUAAUCAUCACCACACUCCUUAUAACAAUUUACCUUCACUGUUGUGUUGUCUGAAACAACUACAACAAUUACCUUUACCAUUGUGUUGUCUGAAACCACCACAACAAUUACCUUUACCAUUGUGUUGUCUGAAACCACCACAACAAUUACCUUUACCAUUGUGUUGUCUGAAACCACCACAACAAUUACCUUUACCGUUGUGUUGUCACAAAUCACCACCACUACUGCCACCACCUACCACUACACCACCACUCAUAUAUACAACCACCACUCAUCUUAAGUCAUGAUGUACAAUUGUUCCUCAGUUAUGAAACUUACUGAUUGCCUUCAUCUUUGAGGUAACAUAAUAGAAUUUCUGUACAUAAUUAAUUUUGUAUUAAUUGUACUUGACAUAUAAUUGACUAUCUGAUGUACUUGUUAGGUCUGAAAAUGGUUGGGUUUUAUUACGCAUAGGUGAAAAAAUCAAAAUUUUGGAGAUUUAAACUCAUUAUGAUGUGUGUGUGUGUAAUUGCCUUUUUUACUUGAGUAGUUUGGCAUAUCUUUUAUUGUUUUUUAUACUGUGAUGUAUUGCAUGUAAGAAAAUGUCUUUGAGUUAUUUAGGUAACAAUAACAGUAUAUAUGGGUAGAAUGGAUUAUUAUAAAUACUGUACAUCUCUAUGUAAUAAAUAAGCUCUCCACACCAUUUAAAUUAAGAGAACUUUGUACUGGAUGUAAUCUAACCCUGUGUGAUGAAUGAACCGGACCUUGUCCAACCCUGUGUGAUGAAUGAACCGGACUCUUUCCAACCCCGUGUGAUGAAUGAACUGGACUCUUUCCAACCCUGUGUGAUGAAUGAACUGGACUCUUUCCAACCCUGUGUGAUGAAUGAACUGGACUCUUUCCAACCCCGUGUGAUGAAUGAACUGGACUCUUUCCAACCCCGUGUGAUGAAUGAACUGGACUCUUUCCAACCCUGUGUGAUGAAUGAACUGGACUCUUUCCAACCCUGUGUGAUGAAUGAACUGGACUCUUUCCAACCCUGUGUGAUGAAUGAACUGAACCCUGUCCAACCCUGUGUGAUGAAUGAACCGGACCUUGUCCAACUGUGUGAUGAAUGAACUGGACUCUUUCCAACCCUGUGUGAUGAAUGAACUGGACCCUGUCCAACCCUGUGUGAUGAAUGAACUGGACCUUUUCCAACCCUGUGUGAUGAAUGAACUGGACCUUUUCCAACCCUGUGUGAUGAAUGAACUGGACUCUUUCCAACCCUGUGUGAUGAAUGAACUGGACCCUGUCCAACCUUGUGUAGUGAGUGAUAUGUUAGAACUAGAUUUGUGUAACCAAAUAUCUUUGAAGGAUGUUCUUCAAAUCAUUUUUUUUUAUUUUCAAGAAGCCACUAAAGAAAUAAGUCUUAAAUGAAAAAAUUAUAGAAAAGGUUAUAUAGAUUUUUAAAUUGUGGAAAUUACAGAAAUUGAUUAUGAUUGAAAUCAAUAUAUAGUGGUUGUGCAUGGGUUAUCAAAUGAAGACUGGAAUGGGCAAAAAAGCAUAUUGUACCGGUAUUCUCGUCAGCAAUCCAAUGCAUAUGACAUUGUCGUGUGUCCUUUGCUCUCGUAAUAGUAUCUUGAAUGAUAUUUUGAAUUUCGUGACUUCUGCACAAAAGACUAUACUAAAUAUUCCUCAAACCUUGGUGUAUUUUUUAUAAUUUCUUCUUUCUGGCACUCUAAAUUUUGUCAUGAAGUAGAUCAUUAUCAACCACACUUGCCAAAGGGAAUUGAAUAUUACAGUAAAAACAUUUUGUCAUCUCCGAGUCCUUCAUAAGACCAUAAUUUGGUUUAGGGUGAUGAGUUCCAGGGGUUUACACACAAAUGGUUCUUAGGCAGACAGCUAAUGGUAAAGGUAGUUUGUGUUGCAAUCUUUUUCCCAUGUAUGCUCAAGCCAUGCACCAAAUAUUUUGUUCUCAGGGAGCGCCUUGUGGCUCCCUGAAGCUACUAUCACUGAUUGUGUGCCAAGAACUAGGUUGCAUCAGCCUACCAGAGAUCAGAGCUCGAAGCUGACUUUUCCCCCUCAGCGACACAAGGAGCAGUGACUUUUAUUUAUAGUUUUAUACCACACCGGGGAAGGUACCCAGAAAGUCACCGAAACAAAAGACUACUGCUGGCUUCAAUAGAGACCACAGGCUCAAGAACUACAGAAAGAACUCUCCCAACAAUAUUUUCAAAUUAUCUAAAUGUCUUGAAGACUUAGCCUGUUCGCUAAAUGUCGCUGGCUGUUUGCCAGCCUGUUCGCUCCACCUCCCAGACUCGUUUUGGGGAAGGGGGGAUGGGACGAUCUCACGGUCACCCAGCUCUCACAUUCAGUUCUGUGCUGACUGUUGUAGUGUGCCUGUUCACCUCUCUCCUGCUUGGACUCAUGUUUUGUUGUUGCAGCUAUGUGAUGUUUUGCCUUUGUGGGUGUUCCUUAGUGCUGCCCUUGCACUUCUGAACAUCCCCAGGGUUCUCUUUCCCCGAGGUGUUCAGGAGUCCUCUUAGUCUUCAGUUAGGGGUCUUCCUUGCUUGUGGUGGCCCCUCACCCAGGGUGGGUUAGGCUCUUCAGAUUUUCCUGCCUUUAGUUUGGUUGUGAGUGCCAUUGCCACUUCUUUUCCUUAUUCUCAUAUCAGAUAUACAGUAAAAUAACAACAUACUGGAGUGAACGAUAUGGAAGGAAAUACAGAAUAGAACCAGUGAAGGGCAGGGAUGCCAUAGGCACAAUCAAAGAACACUUUAUAAACAUUAGAAGUCCAUGUUUGUUCAACAUACUCCCAGCAAGCAUAAGAAAUAUUGCAGGAACAAAUAUAGACGUCAUCAAGAUAGUUUUCUUCAAGAAGUGCCCCGACUCGGAAACCCUCUGAUGUAUGGGAGCCGGGAGCAGGAUGUAACACAGCAGGGUAAUGACAAUGUUCAAUCACGGGGGCCUAGAGGAGGGCCACCAAAAAUACAAGUGGACCUAUAGCAACGCAAGUCAAACCCCCGCCAGGCAAACAAAAAAAAAAAAAAAACCGGCCGCUAUGCAUAUAUCAGACAGCCGCACAGUACUUUGCCCCCCCAGUCAGUGACGAUACUUCCUCCUAUCCAAGGUUAAACAAAGGCAGGAACAAUCCCAAGGGCAGGCAAUCACUGAGCAGCAAAAGAACCCUGCAGAGGUCAUUCCAAGCGGCUUACAGAAAAUAACCCUAAACCACAAGAGCAGUACUUAAGGGCACCUAAGGAAGGAGACCCUAGAUACAUGCAGCCCCAGUACUUCUGGAAUUACUUCUGGCUCGCACACGACCACAAGGUAUAGCGCUGCUCAAGGAUUUUGAGCCAAAGUCGAUCAACCGCCACCCAACACCACCGCCUCAGAACUGGGGUUGGGUAGUUGGCGCAGGUCUGAGACUUCUUCCCUCUCUUGGGGAGGGGGCAGUUGCGCAGACAGCGGCGCGGCGGCUGUAGUGACGUCAUGCUUGUUUGCUUGGUUUCUGAUUGAGGAGUUCUGCCUGCUCGUUUGACUUUCGGUUAGCAAUUUUUCACCAGCUGUAGUUUUUGGGAUUCCUACCUUUCUGGGUGCCUGAUCUGGUAGAUGGCAGAUAUAGACUGCUUCCAACUAUACAGGGGUGUCUGUAGGCCUCCUUGUGCCUCUCUGAGGGGGCAAGGUUCUAGCAUUGGUGCCCAGUAGGCUUAGAACUCCAUCGAAUGACUGUUGCCAUGGUCUAAUAUAUACACAUCAGCCCGGUAUAGCUCCAGGUCUCGUGCAGAAAAUAGCGUUUCAUUACAUUCAAUUACCAUUAUCAGACCAUUAUCAAGUUGUGUGAUAGAAGAGAGUAAGGUACGGCCAAAUAAAUAAGGAGAGAGAGUGAGGCGAGAUGCAGGCAAGAGAAGAAGGUAAGAAAAAGGUGAAAGAUAAGAAUAGGAUGAAGGAAGAAUAAGAGGAAGGUAAGAAAAAAAAAGGGAAAUUCUUAUGUCAGGUCACAUUUGUUAAGAAGGUUGAAGCAUUUGAGUAUGUACUGU